Strongyloides ratti is the source of this 1098-nucleotide messenger RNA. Its product is annotated as Alpha-(1,3)-fucosyltransferase C. The record is from RefSeq and is a predicted model, not a curated record. Gene Ontology annotation, molecular function: alpha-(1->3)-fucosyltransferase activity. Gene Ontology annotation, cellular component: membrane. The coding region runs from base 1 to 1098 and encodes 365 amino acids. Lineage: Eukaryota; Metazoa; Nematoda; Chromadorea; Rhabditida; Strongyloididae. The transcript has 2 exons.
AUGAAAAAUAUACUAUUUUUAAUAGGUGAAUUUUUUUUUAUUAUAAUUACAACAAUAAAUACAGAAUAUGCUAAUUUAACAAAUUAUGUUAUUAUAAGUUGGAAUUGGAGAAAAUGGGAAGAUUUUGGAUAUUGUGAAAAGUAUAAAUGUCUCUUUACAAAAGAUAGAAAAUAUUUAAAAGAUGCUGAUGCAAUUUUUUUCAAUGAUUUUUAUAAUUCAAAAUUAAAAUACGGAACAAAGUUAAUUAAACGGCCAAAAAAUACAACAUUAUUUGUAAAUUCGAUAACAGAAAGUUAUAGACGAUUAAAUCACAAGAAAAAGUUAAAUAAAAUUAUUUAUCCAAAAAACUAUUUUAAUUUAACAUAUUCAUAUCUACCUAACGCAGAUAUUGAACUAGCUGUAAUAAAUAAAAAAUGGAAGUUAAAUAAUAUUACAAGAGAGGAAAUAAAUAAAAUUGACAAAAAAAUCAAUCUUAUUUUUAAUAAGAAAACAGAAAAAAUUAUUUGGCUUGUUUCAAAUUGCAAAACACCUUCCGGUAGAGAAAAUGCAAUAAAACAAUUAAAAAGGUAUAUUAAAAUAAAUCAAUUAGGAGAAUGUACAGGAAAACGAAUUAAAUUAACUCCUCAUGAAACUGAAGAACUAUUUAAUAAACAUUAUUUUUAUAUUGCCAGUGAAAACAGUGAUUGUAAAUAUUACCAAACCGAAAAAAUUUAUAGUCGAAUGCCAUAUACAUCUAUACCAAUUGUAAAUGUAAGAAAAUUGUAUGAAAAUAAUAUUCCAAAAGAUUCAUUUAUUGCAAUGGAUGAUUUUAAAUCUCCAAGAAAAUUAGUCAGAUAUUUGAAAUUUUUAAUUAAAAAUAAAUCCAAAUAUUUAAAAUUUUUUGAUUAUAGAAAAUUAGGUUGGCAAACAGAAGAAAUAUUGACAGGAAAAUGUCAUUUAUGUCAUGAUAUUGUUAAAUUUAUUCAAAGUAACAAGAAAAAAGUUUACUUUGAUAUAGAUGAUUGGUUAGAAAAAUCAACUUUUUGUUUACAUGAUAAUUAUGUUAUUAAUUUUUGGAAAUUGAAUCAAAGAAAAUUGAAUUUAGAAAAUAAAUUGUAA